This is a messenger RNA of Effrenium voratum, 8489 nucleotides long. The record is from the annotation of a GenBank genome assembly. Lineage: Eukaryota; Dinophyceae; Suessiales; Symbiodiniaceae.
AGGCACGCAGCGCUACUUGUAGUGCUUGGCAGCCAAGUUCCAGAGGUUCUCUCUGCAAGCUUCGAGCUGCGCGUUCAAGUUGCAACUGCCGGUGUCGCGGGCUUGCAGAAUGACGGGCCGUAAAAAUCGUCCAAAGUUUAGCACUGCGCAAAGCAUUUGCUUGCGCUGUGUUUGGCUCCAGUUCCCAUGAGGUGUUCUUCGCAAUCCCUUUGUGCGCGGGGAAGCGCUCAGUCAGGCCGUUGAGACGAAACCUCCAACCUGCAGAGGCUUCGUGCGUUCGGUGCUGUUCGUGCGAGUCUUGCUGCACUGCCAGAGCGCUGCCUGUGAACACACACGCGAGUCCUUGAUUGCAUUUCUACCUGUUCUGGUGUUCCUGGCAUUGGCCACAUAUCCUCCUGCCCAAUCGCGCCCACUUAAAAAGCAGCAUCGUGUGCUUAGCUCGAAGAUCCUGUUGAGUGCUCCGUGCAGCUGUCCGCGCUCUGACUCCAGCACUUGCAGGUCUCGUUUGUUUGCUCUGUGUGCAGCUGCCUCAACAUCGGCGGCUCCUACCGCUCCUCCGUGAGUUGGCAGUCUCGCAUCCGCGCACCAAGGCAUGAAGUGCUUGUCUUGAAACGGGCUUCGUGGGAAUUAGGUGUGGGCUAUCUUGGCGUCGGGCAGCAUGCUUUGCAUAUCCAUAGUCACGGAUUUUGCCUUGGGAGUUUCGUGGCCCCGAAACUUUGACUAGCAGUGGUUGCGGCAUGUUGCAGCUGGAGUCUGUGGGGAGGCCGCUAUGGCAAGAUCUGUUGAGGCCACGGCAGCAUAGCGUGGGAGUCGUCAAGAGGGCUUGGUGCGACUUACGGACAGCGCAUUGCACAUGCUGCCAGCAGCAGAUUCGUCAAUAGUUGCAUGCGCGGCGUUGCCUAGUCCAGCUACUGAGUCAUAUUUGCGAACACUCCAAGUAGUCAUGCGCUAUGCUUCGGUAAUGGCUGCUGAGAAGGUUGUUGCAUUGCACAGCUCAAUUGGAAGAUUGCACGCGACGAUGUUGCGCAACUUCGCAUAGCUAUGGCAUCAUCCCAGCUCAGUUGGGUACCUUUUGUCACUAAGCUGCAAGGCAAAUCCCACGCUCUCCGAUUUUUUCCGGCUUGCUUGUUUCAGUCACACUGCCCAAUGUCAACGAGCAGCCUUGCGGCCGACAAUGCGUUGGUGUCAAUGUCAACUUUGUCCUUCGCCGUUUCUGGCUUUGAUUUGCUCGCAAAGCAAGAGCAAGUUCUCAGUUCCCGGGCAACGAGUUGAGCCGUCUUUUCAAGCAAAAGCGGACUUGAGUCACAGAUGACAACAAGCUGUAUGACAGCGGCAGGUAGUCUCAGACAGCUGAUGUUUGCGGCCAAUUGGUGAAAAGCGAACAAUCAUGCUUUUGCUUUGCACACGCACUUAAUUACACUUGUGAGGACAAACGCAUAGCGUUACCUGUUGCACUGGUGCGAGCGCUGGUCACCGGCGAUGGACAGUUAGUCUUCCCUGUGUUUGUGACUUUUGACAAGUAACUCCUGUUAUCCACCUGAAGCGCAUCUUUUCGGGAAUCUGCAUGGAGUAUCCAAAAGAUGAUGUGUCGACCAAAAAGCAGACCGUGCUCUCUUACAGACUGGAGACUGGGCUACGUGUCAACGGAGUUUGCCACCAGUGCAGUGCCAUCGUGAUAGAAAUUACGUUUCUUACUCUUCUCUGACCUGGUUGGAAGACUGCAGGCUCCUUCUCAGGAGUACUUGUGACGUUCGCUUUCCUCUAUUCAAAAGGCCUGCCGUUUGUGUCUACUUGGCAAGUUUCAUGUUGGUGGCACGCUGUUUCAAAGAAACUUGGGGGCCCGCGAGCGCGAAAUUGGCCGUUAGCAAUUUGGUCGAGCUUUUGAAUUUUGCCCAUCUGGGCACCAGCUCGAGUGUCUGUAGGCAUCCGUUUCUCUGCACGCAUGACUGCUCUUGCAGAUGGGGCCAUCUUGCCUUGCAGCACAGCCAUCCAUCUCAGUGUGUUUGCAGUUGCCAGCUCGUAGCUUGAGCCACGUGGUUGUUCCUUGCAAAGUGAGCUGCCCUUUCAGAUGGGGCCAUCUUGGCUUGCAAGUUGCUAGCAAGUUGCUAGGAGGCCGGGCUUCACUGGAGCAGCGAUCAAACAGCCCAUGAAGCAACCCUAGUUUCGGGGCGCCAAAUUCUUGGCGCCUAAAAGUAUUCUGCUGCAGGAGUGGGCAUGGUAGCAUAUUGCAAGCUUUGUUGCCGCGGAGGCAAAACCCCAUGUCGUGGAAGGUUGCGGAAGCCCCUCGGCUUGCUAGACCCAUAUUGUGACAAAGUGUCUCUUUUUUGGUGACCGCUCCUAAGACUGGGCGUGAAGCAGUUUGCUGGCUUUUUUGGCCUUGUAGGGAGGUUACGCUUCUUUGGAGCCAUGCCGUUGCCAAGUCACAGCUGUCCAUCUCCGUGUUUGCUUGCUUGAUCUGUAGUUGCUCGCUCAUAUCUGCCUGAGCGAUGUGGUUGCUUCUUGCAACGUGCGCGCGCGUUUCGGAUUCCGCAGAAGCACAGAGCUGGGGACGUGGCUCAUUAGAAAUUAGCUCGAGCGUGAGCAAGCAUCCAUUUCCGGGCAAAUGCAAUGGCUGCUCUCAUCUUGACUUGCAAGUUGUCAGGUGGUUGCGCUUAUUUGGAGCCAUGUCGAUUCCAAAUCACAGCUGUCCAUCUUCGUGUGCGCACAUUUGGAGCCACACCGAUUCCAAGUCACAGCUGUGCGUUGCUUUGCAAUGCCAAGCUCGCGCUGGCCUGAGACAUUUGGCCUCACAUGCUAUCAGCUGUCGUCGCAAGCGCAACUUGAGUUGUUGUUGCUGAUUCAACCAGCGGCUAUCAAGAGCAACGAGCUGGCCGCUGACACCCCCCUUGCAGCUGCGGCGCGAGCGAAGCGGUGGAUAUUCUUCGGUUCUAUCCGGUGGACGAGUCCAAUAGCAGCCACGGCUUUGCUCGCCUUCGCACGUGAAUGCUUGAGCGCAUGAGCGCCACAAUAGCUGAGCACCAGCUUCAAAAGCAAGUUUCGCGAAGGUUUCGGCUGUGAGCAGCCACUUUGCAGACGAUGCGCCUGCUUGAGCCCUGCCUGCGCCAAAUGCUCAGGUAUGGCAAUUUAGUGUGCUGGCAGAAGAAUUGCCCCGACGCUUCACACGCGAAUCCUCAGUCGACUAUUCGGGGCUCUUGGGUGCUAUAGAACUUGGCCAGUGCUUGCACGCAAGAAAGCCUCUACUUCUGCUUGCAGUGCUAGCGUGUCUGUUCCGGCGCCCACUUGCGCCAGCUCGCCAAUGAUAGGGCGCAAGAAAGGCAUAAGAAGAGGAAGAAGUGGGAGAAUGUGAAACAUGACGGAGAUGCAUGUCAGGCAAGACUUCAAAUCCGAACCCCUUGUCCUUCACACGAGCCCAACUCAUUGGACGCUGCCCUGACUUUCGGUGGCUUCCCAGCCACCCCAUGAAGCACUAUUCCGCAGGGUCCAUUCUGCGCUGUCCGAAUCCUACCUAGGUUACCCAGGUUUCGGGUCCCUGAAAAACAAAGGACCUGAGAAGAAGCAAUGGCAAUCUAGUUGCUUCAACAUAGAGCCUAGUCCCAUGCAUAUGCUGGCCAGGGUUUGCUUUUUUCGCAUUGGUCCCCCAGCUGCCAAUGAUAAGUUUGGUGAGUCUACUGAAUUGAGUGCUUCGGGACCUGUAGCGGCAGACAGUGUUGCUUGGCAAGGUCACUGGGACAUUGCGCCAUUUUGAGAACAACGCCGGAGCGUAAGUCCCGGCGGAAACGCCCACGCAAUUGUUGCACAUGCUUCAUCGCAGACGAGAGGCAACCCAGAGACGUUUGUUGCGUUUGACCCUGGUCGAGAUACCAGCAGCAGACAGAGCAGACAACCGUAAGGCUGAGGACAGAGUUUCGCCCACAGACAUUCCAAAGGCCAAUGCGGCUCUUGUGCUGAUGGCACACAAGCUCAUGCCCGAGAGCUUGGAGGCUUUUCGGAAGGACGGGCACAAGCUGACGGUGUUCACCUUGUACUGACAAUGCCAUGUCAUCACGUUUGGCAGAGCCACAGCCACAAGAGUUGGUUCACCAGGACUGACCAAGCCAGGCCGUGCGCGCAUCGCGUUUCGGCCAAUGCUAGAAAGGUCGCGGCCUGACAGCCAGCGGGUGGACAGCAACGCUCGUUUGAACUUGCAGCUGGCUUGAGACAUUUGGGCAUUCCACACAAGCGAAUGCCAAUCGCACAGCGCUGCGUGCGCAGCGCUACUUGUAGGUUCCAGUGGCCUCAUGUCUAUGCGUUUUGUGAGCUCCGCAAGCUUCGAGCCUCUCGUUCAAGUUGCAACUGCUGCAAAUGCCAGGGAUUUGCAGAGUGACGGGCCGUAAACUUCGUCGUAAAUCGAACACUGCGUUACGCGUUGGCCCUGCGCUGUAUUUGGCUCACUUUCCGAUGAGGUCAUCUUCGCAAUCCCCUAGCAGUGCGCGGGGACUCAACUGGCUGUUGAGAUGGAACCUCAAAACUCGCAGAGGCGUUGUCAUGCCGGUUGUGCGGGUCUUGCUUCCAUGCUGCCAAAGUGCUGCCUUUGCCGACACAUGCAUGGCCUUGAAUGCAUUUCUGCCUGUCCUGGUGUUCCUGCCAAUAGACGCAUCAUGAUGUGGCGCCAUCAGUGUCAGAGCCUGCUCAGCUCGAAGAUCAUGUUGCAGGCUUCCAGCGUUGGACGGUUGCCCCGCUUGGCUUGCCAAGAGGCCUGUAGCCUGGUUGCGUUUGUUGGCCCUGUGUGCAGCUGCCUCGACGUCAGCUGCUCCUGCCAAAGCUCCUCCCUGAGUUGGCGGUCUUUUUCGUUUCGCACGGAGCAUGAAGUGCUUGUCCUGAAAAGCACCUCCUGGGACUUAGGUGUGGGCUAUCCUGGCCUUCGCGGGAAGCAUGCUUUGCAUAUCCGCGGAUUUUGAUGUUUGGAGUUGCUUCUGCCCAUUUUUCGCUGGCACUGGUUGCAGCUUGACCUUGGGGAGGCGGCCGUUGCAAGAUCCGUUGAGGCCACGGCAGCAUAGCGUGGAGUCCUGAGGCGCGCUCGCGACGUACUGACAGCGCAUUGCCACACAUCCAGAAUCAUACUGCCAGCAGCGGGAGAUUCGUCAAUCGUUGCAAGCACGGCGUUGCCAAGUCCAGAUACUGAGUCAUAUUUGCAAACAAUCCAAGUAUUCAAGCGCUAUGCUUUAGUAGUGUUGCAUUGCACUGCUCGAGUGGAGACUUUGCACUCGAGAGAUUUUGCGCAACUUGGCAUAUCUUUGAUGUCAUCUAAGCUCAGUUGGUUGCCUUUUGCCACUGGCAAACUGCACGGCAAAGCAUGAAUGCGCUAUGUGUUGCGGCUUGCUUAAUAUCAACUUACAGCUUUGCAGCCGAGAAUGCUGUGGUGUCAGUGGCUUUAUCCUUUGCCGUUUCUGGCUUUGAUUUGCACGCAAGAGCAAUUUCUCAGUUCCCGGGCAACGAGUUGGGAUGAGCCACCAAGUUGUGCUCACGCGGUCGACUCAAGCAGCAAGGGCGACGUGAGUCAGAGAUGACAACAGGCUGUAUGACAGCAGGUAGUGUCAGACAGCUUUGUACAGCCAGGUGGUGAAAAGCGAGCAAACAUGUUUUUGUCUUGCACCCGUACUUAGAACAAACGCGCCACCUGUUCCAUUGGUGCGAGCGCUGGUCACAGGCGACGGGGAGUUAGUCUCGCCUUUGUUUGUGACCUUGACAAGUUGCUAUCAACCUGAAGCGCAGCUGGGGAAUCGACAUGGAGGAGCCAAAGGGUGAUGCACUUUUCUCCCCUGUACAAGGUAAGGCAUACUCAGGAUGGACAAUGUGGCCUUGAUGGUUGUGCAACAGCAAGUAGCAAUUCACGCAAGCGCCAAGCCGGCCUGCCGGCCUAGAAAACAGCAGCAACCGGCGAAGAAGGAGCAGAGAGCCGGCGCUUCGGAAGGAAGUUGAGGUCGGCCGAGUAAGUGGGCAUGGGCAUGGCUCGCGGAAGGAGUGAGCCCAUUUGCAACAACCGGAGGCUUUUGCAGCCUUGCUUUCACUAUGGAUUUUGCCGUCGCGUGGCUACGUUUCCACCUGUGUUGUUCGUUGCAUUCUCUGGCCCCUGGCUUUCGCAGUUCUCAAUUUGGCUUCGGCCUCAGGGCUCCUUCGUUGGACCAUUGCUCAGCUGGACUGCAGACUCCUUCUUGGGACUUGUGACGUUCCCUGGCACUUUCCUCUCCUUAAAAGGCCUGCCGUUGGUGCGCCACGAGUCUACUUGGCAAAUUCCAUGCCAGUGCUUUUGCGUCGAUUGCAGUUGCAAGCUGAUAUCAGCCUGAGCCAUGUGGUUGUUCCUUGCCACGUGCGCAUUUGGCAACCCGCAGAAUCACAGAGCUGGGGCCAUGUUGGCUCGAUACAAACUAGCUCAAGCGUCAGUAGGCCAGCAAGUCCACCGGCUGCUCUUGCAGAUGGGCCCGUCUUGGCUUGCAGGUUGCCAGGAGGCGGGCUUAAAGAUUCCUGGCUUCUUUGGUGCCCAGCGCUUCCAGGUGCUCGUUUAACUCAAAGUGCCCGUUUAACCAGCAUUUUGUCAAGAGGCUGGAUUUCAACACCGUGAAAGGUGCGUGAGAAACCCGUGAAAGACCGUAAACACCUCAGGAAAACAGCGUGAAAAGACACCCUUCGUUUACUCAUGCUAGGGCUUCCAGUAAAGACAGCACCUUUGUCAAACGUGCUCGUUUACCUUGUCCUUUGGACUUGCUGGGGGCAUUGCAGGCAGGUUACGCUUAUUUGCCCCAUGACGAUUCGAGGUCACCCAUCCAUCCAAGCUCGCUUGCGUUAUUUGCAGUUGCAAGCUCAUACCAUCAGCGAGUCGUGCUGUUGUUCCUCGCGCACGCGGACUUAGGAGCCCACAGAAUCACAGAGCUGCCAUACAAACUAGUUCGAGCGUCAGUGAGCGCCCAUUUCCCAGUAAGUCCAAUGUCUACUUUUGCAGAUGGGGUUAUCUUGGCUUGCAGGUUGCCAAGAGGCAGGCUUAAGUGGGCUUGAAGCAGCCUUGCAGUUUGCAGGCUUCUUUGUCCUUGGAGGGAGGUUGCGCUUAUUUGGCACAGCGGUCCAUCUCCGUUGCUUUGCAAUGGCAAGCUUGAGUGAGUCGUCGCAGAUGCAGCUAUCAGCUGUCGUCGCAAACGCGGCUUGAGUUGUUGUUGCUGAUUCAACCAAUGGCUGUCAAAAGCAACGAUUUGGACGCUGACACUCCGCUUGCAGCUGCGGCGCGAGCGAAGCAGCGGAAAUUCUUCAGAUCUAUCCAGUGGACGAGUCCAAUAGCGGCCCCAGCUUUCCUUGCCUUUGCACGUGAAUGCUUGAGCGCAUGAGCGCCACAGUAGCUGAGCGCCACCUUCAAAAGCAAGUGCCGCAAAGCUUUCGGCUGUGAGCAGCUAAUUUGCAGAUGAUGCGCCUUCUUGAGCCCUGCCUUGCCUGCGCAGCAAAUGAUUAUCUAUCGGAAUCUAAUCUGCUGGCAGACGAAUUGCCCCGACGCCUUGACAAUUGGGGGGGGCUCUUGGGUGCUAAAGAACUUAGCCAGGGCUUGUUCACAAACAAGCCUCUAAUUUCGGCGACGCUGGGUCCAUGUUUUGCUUGGCUCGGCUUGCGGAGCUUGUCUGUCUGCUCCGGCGCCCACUUGCGCCAGCUCGGGCUUUGGUUGUGAAACAUGUCGGAGAUGCGUGUCAAGAAAGACGGUCGAGACUUCAAAUCCGAACCCCUCGUCCUUCACAGCCUGACUCAUUGGACGCCCUGACUGUCGGUUGCUUCCCAGCCGCAUGCAAGAGCAUUGCGCAUCCGUUGCCCAGGUUCUGGGCCCCCCAAAACAAAGGAUUUGAGAAGAAGCGACGGCGAUCUUGUUGCUGCUUCAACGUGGCAAGUCCCAUGCAUAUGCCGGCCAGGGUUUGCUUUUUUCUGCAUUAGCCCCCAAGCUGCCAGCGACAGUCUAGUAUAUUAUAUAAUGUCUGCUGAGUUGAGCGAUUGUGGAGCUAUGGACUUCAGUGUCCCGGUAGACAGUGUUGCUUGGCAAGGUCGCUGGGACAUUGCGCAGUUUUGAGAAUAACGCUGGGGCGUAAGUCGCGUCGGAAUUGUCCGCGCAAGUGUCGCACCGGACACAAAGACUGGUUGUUGCGUGCUAACACGUUUCAGAACACUUCUUUGACCCAUACCCGAGGCACCAACAGCAGACAGAGCAGACAACCGCAAGGCUAAGCUUGCUGGGGCGCGAGCGAUGUGAUGACUUGCGUUUGCGUUUGCAUGGCAGCAGCAUCCAAGACGCAUUGUCAGCAUAAUUGCCGCAAUUGUGCGCAGCCGUAAUUGCCGCAUCCCAAGUGCUGCGCUCGCCACACGUGUAGUAGUGCUUCGGCACAGGCUGCGCUUGCCUGCGAGCUGGGAAAGCCCUCGCGCAAGUUUUUGCUUGCGCUCAAGUGGCAUCACACGUUCCAGUGACGGCAGCUUACAGAGAAAGAGCG